Molecule: messenger RNA, 1122 nt
Organism: Phycomyces blakesleeanus NRRL 1555(-)
Lineage: Eukaryota; Fungi; Mucoromycota; Mucoromycetes; Mucorales; Phycomycetaceae
Exons: 6
Coding region: 1-1122 (373 amino acids)
Molecular function (GO): protein binding
Source: RefSeq, a predicted model, not a curated record
AUGCCAAGCUUUUCAGGGCUCUGUGUCGAUUUACUUGGUAUUGAGAGGAAUAUCAUCAUUUGCUUUCAAUUCUGUCAAAGUUUCUUCGGAGCACCUUUCGGUUUUUACAAAUUCUUCGACCUUUCUACUGUUGACCAAUAUAUCAACGAUGACAGCCUUUGCAUUUCUAUUGAUAUCAAGAUAUUGAGUAUUAGCAGCUAUUAUAGACCACCAGGCUUUGUUAUUCCAAAGCACUUGACUGAUAGCAAUGGUUUUUAUAAUUCCAACAAAGAGCCUACUGCGUGUGCUUCAGAGGUUGAGGUUGCACUUGACAGAUAUAUGAGUUUCAUGGAGUUUCAUGAUGUUAUCAUCAAAGUAACAGAAAACGAAAGACUGGGCAACGAAGAUAACAAAGAUAACUGCUUUCGAAUAUUCUAUGGUCAUCGACUUACUUUGUCAGCCGCAUCAGACUUCUUCUCCGCGUUAUUCACUAGUGACUUUGGGGAUGGCACAAAAAAAGAAGUAACUAUUUUCUCGGUUGAUCCUUAUGUUUUCGGACGUCUGCUUUACUAUAUUUAUGUGGAUAUGAUUGAGUUCAAGUGUGUCGAUGAUGCGAAAGAACUGUUUUUGGCUGCGGAUUACUUGCAACUUCCAAAGGUAGUUUCGAAAGCUCAGCUUUAUCUUCAAAUGAAAGUGAGCCCAUUAAAUAUUUGGUCAAGUUGGAAAUGGGCAGUGGCAUGCGGCUGUGAUAAAAUGGACGAAUAUUACAAAGAAUGCUUUUGCCUAAACGCUGUACUCCUUUUGUCCCAGCCUGAGUGGUUAUUAGCUGAUUUUUCAAUUGUUUCACGAGUACUUUCUAUUGAUAAUUUAAGCGAAUCUGUUGACGAGAAAAUAUUCUACCAAUCUUUGAUUAAUUGGAGAAAACAUCAACUUGAGGAAGAAGAAGCAGGAAGAAGGAAUAAGGACAAUGAUGGAGAUCAACAGUUUGGAUUAUUGCUUAAAAAAGUACGGUUUCCUAUGAUCAAACCUAUAAGUUUUUUUAAUGUGGUAGAAGAAGAACCACUAGUUAUUAAAGCAGCCGGAAUCCAUGAAUUGGUAUACCAGAAAGUCAAAAGUCUAUUCGAUGUAAAACCCGAUCCGUGA